AUGGCUUUAGAAAAUACAAACCCUCCACCCAAUACCAAUCCUAAAGACCCUUAUAGCCCAUACUUCCUUAACCCAAAUGAUGGUCCUGCAACUUUACUCACAAACCACCUUCUCACUGCUGAGAACUACCAUUCCUGGGCUAUCACCAUUCGUCGCUCCCUUCGAAUCAAGAAGAAAUUAGGGUUCAUUGAUGGAACCCUUCGUGAACCCACCUCUCCAAAUAAAUUGUUGGAACCAUGGCUUGAAUGUAAUGACAUGGUUGUGACUUGGCUCCAAAAUGCUAUGUCCCUCGAAAUUAAGAAUAAUGUUGUGUAUGUUGAGAUAGCUCAUGCCCUAUGGCUUGAGUUGGAGCAACGCUUUGCACAAAAUAAUGGACCUAGAAUUUAUGAAUUGAAACAAUCCAUUCACUCUCUUACUCAAGGUAAUGAUUCAGUCAGCCUCUAUUUUUCAAAAUUGAAGGGUCUACUUGAUGAACUUGUUAACUUUGAAUCCAUCCCUCUUGUACUUGUGGAGCCAUGA
This is a messenger RNA of Juglans microcarpa x Juglans regia, 519 nucleotides long. RefSeq lists its product as uncharacterized. The record is from RefSeq and is a predicted model, not a curated record. NCBI's taxonomy places the organism in Eukaryota, Viridiplantae, Streptophyta, Magnoliopsida, Fagales, Juglandaceae. The coding region runs from base 1 to 519 and encodes 172 amino acids. The transcript has a single exon.